This is a messenger RNA of Salmo salar (Atlantic salmon), 1269 nucleotides long. RefSeq names its product N-alpha-acetyltransferase 20, NatB catalytic subunit (gene naa20). Gene Ontology annotation, cellular component: NatB complex. Gene Ontology annotation, biological process: N-terminal peptidyl-methionine acetylation. NCBI's taxonomy places the organism in Eukaryota, Metazoa, Chordata, Actinopteri, Salmoniformes, Salmonidae. The record is from RefSeq and is a predicted model, not a curated record. Gene Ontology annotation, molecular function: protein-N-terminal amino-acid acetyltransferase activity.
GGUCGCAGACACUUUUGCCGCGUUCAUGUACCAGUUGGAACUCAGACAUUUCCGACUAGCUAUAAGUGUUUGUAAUAUAGUUAUACACGUGCCGCGUUCAACGAAUCAGGAAGUGCAAUAUUUCCGAGUGUCCUUGUUCCAACUAGGAUUGAACGCGGCAACUGUACAGGCAAAAUGACAACAUUACGAGCUUUCACAUGCGAUGAUUUGUUCAAAUUCAACAACAUCAACCUGGAUCCAUUGACAGAGACGUACGGAAUCCCAUUUUACCUACAGUACCUGGCCCACUGGCCAGAGUACUUCAUUGUUGCAGAGGCCCCUGGUGGUGAAUUGAUGGGUUACAUCAUGGGAAAGGCAGAGGGAUCAGUGGCUCGAGAAGAGUGGCAUGGCCACGUCACAGCUCUCUCUGUGGCCCCAGAGUUCAGACGACUGGGACUGGCAGCCAAGCUUAUGGAGAUGCUGGAGGAGAUCUCAGAAAGGAAGGGUGGGUUCUUUGUUGAUCUGUUUGUGCGAGUCUCCAAUCAAGUGGCGGUGAACAUGUACAAACAGCUAGGCUACAGCGUUUACAGGACCGUGAUAGAGUACUAUUCUGCUAGCAAUGGAGAACCGGAUGAAGACGCCUAUGAUAUGAGGAAAGCCUUGUCGAGAGACACCGAGAGGAAGUCCAUCAUUCCUAUACCACAUCCUGUCAGACCAGAAGAUAUAGAAUAACAGUAGACGGUGGCUCUGACACUUUUGAAAACAAAUACAUGUAUAUUUCUUGGUUUUCACUAGUUACCACAGCCACAAAGUCAAAAUUGGCUAUGGUAAAAAUUAAUGACAAACAUUUGCAUUUAAUUUAAGGUUAUGGUUAGGCAUAAGGGCAGUGUGUUGAGGGUUAAGAAAUGGUAAAAAUUAGUAGGGUUUAUGAUUCUGGUUGUGAUAACGACCAUAUUUCCACAUAGUCUACAUUAGAAAAUUACGUGUGAAAAGUGUUAUUAGGACAAGUUAUAUUUUUAGGGUGUGAUGUGUGAAAGCUUAGAGAAUAUCAUUGUACAUAAUAUUGACAGAUCUAAUAAGUUAUCCUUUGUGAAACUAGGAUUUUUGAUGACAGUGAAUCAGUCACUGUUUGGUGUGAAAUUUGAAAUGCAAUAUAGAAUUGAAAGGACUUUAAUCCACAUUCAAUAAAGUAUUACUUACAUGACUCACCCAGGUAAUGAUACUGUAUCUGCUGCUUUGUUACAGCAGUCAGUUCUAUGGUUAAAAUGUCCAAAUAAAUCAAAAGUUGGA